UUUAUUUCUUAAAUGUGAGAUAUAUUUUAUUGUUAAAAGUGGUAAUGUUACAACUGUUGAAAGAUUAAACCACAUGUGGGUAGUACAAUCUGAAUUAAAAACUUUCAAAGCAUAUUUUAUUUAUUGAGUCAUUGUUAAACAGGUCUAAUUUGAGGUAUGUGUUCUUGGAAAGUUAGAAACCCAUUGAACCCAAGAUUUGUUUGUGUGUGUGUGUGUGUGUGAGAGAGAGAGAGAGAGAGAGAGAGAGAAAUAGAAAUAGAAAUAAAGAGAAAGUCCCACGGUUGCUCCGCCCCAUUACAUUGCAUUUUGCUUGAAUCUUACAGGCCAGCAGCAGAGGAGCCAUGUAUAUAAGUACAAGGUCCUCUGAGCUCGUAUCUUACAGAUGUUUGAGUGGCUGCAGGUGAAGAAGACAUGGCUUCCAGACCUUCUCUAACUGAGGAGGACUUCUCCUGUCCUUUAUGCUGUGAAAUCUUCAGGGACCCCAUCCUCCUGGCCUGUUCACACAGCAUGUGUAAGGGCUGUGUCCGCAAAUUCUGGGACCAGCGAGGAGCUCUGGAGUGUCCCAUCUGCAGAACCGUCUCCUCCAACUCCGAGCCCCCCACCAACAUUGUGCUGAGGAACAUGUGUGAGGCCGUGUUGAAGGAGAAGAACCGCAGGUUCUCUGUGGAGAUGGAGGGGUUCUGCAGUUUACACCAGGAACCUCUUACUAUAUUCUGCCAUAAGGAACAAAGGCCCAUCUGCACUAGAUGCAAGGACUCCAGCCUGCAUAUCAAGCACUCUUUCUGCUCCAUACAGGACGCCUCUGAACACCUGAAGCAGGAGCUGCAGAAGAAAAUAAAACCCCUAAAUGAGAAGCUGAAAAUCUAUGAGGACUCCAAACAACCCUAUGAAAAAAUGGCAGAGUACAUUAAGAAACAGGCUCAGCAUACAGAGGCUCUGAUUAAAAGGGAGUUUGAGAAGCUUCACCACUUUCUUUGGGAUGAAGAGGCGUCCAGGAUAGCUGCACUGAGGAAAGAAGAGGAGCAGAGGAGUCAAACUGUAAAGAAGAACAUUGAGAAGAUUCAGACACAGAUAUCUCAAAUCUUGGACACAAUCAAAGUCAUUGAAAAGGAAAUGGCAGCAGAGGAUCUGCAGUUUCUGCUGAACUACAAAGCUUCAGUUGAAAGAACCCAAGCCAAGCUGGACAGUCCAGAGACAUUCUCAGGAGUGCUGAUCAAUGUGGCAAAGCACCUGAGCAACCUGGGCUUUCAAGUAUCAGAAAAGCUGCACGGUUCAAUACAAUACACUCCUGUGGUUCUAGACCCCAAUACUGCCCAUGCUGACCUCGUAGUGUCUGACGAUCUUCUCACUAUGGCCUACAAAGGUCUUCCUCAGGAUCUUCCAGCUAACCCAGAGAGGUUUGCAGGCUUUGCGAUGGCCCUGGGCUCUGUAGGCUACAUCUCAGGCACACACAGCUGGGAGGUGGAGGUUGGAGAGAACACGUCCUGGGCUGUGGGAGUGAUCACAGAGUCUGUGCACAUGCACAGGGAGAACCUCUCACGCUCCGGCUUGUGGUACGUCGGGUUUUCCAACGGCAAGUACGGGAAAGGAUACUCCCCAGAGAACCUGAGCGUGAUGCGGGUUGGUGAGAAAGUCCAGAGGAUCAGAGUUCAGCUGGACUUAGACAAGGGCAGGCUGACCUUCACCGAUUCAGGCCGCAACACCUGUCUGCACGUUUUCAAACAAGCUUUCCAUGAAAGAGUUUUCCCUUACUUUUAUAGCCACUGUAAAUUACAUCCUCUAAGAAUAUUACCAGGACAGUCCUCUGUGAAGAUUCAUAUGCCCAGUUAGAGUUUUUUUUAUCAUCACUAUUAUUAAAAUGGUCGUAAAUUCAGCUCUUGUUUGUUGGUUUAAAUCAAUUAAGUAAAAGUUCAUGGUUAGAAAAAUCCAAAAAAAUGUGGUUAUAAAAGUGUAAAAUGUGAAAACAACAAAAAAGCACAUACUUCUGAAAUGUGUUAAACAGAGAAAAAUAAACUGCCUAUUGCUGCUGUGACUUUUGAGCAAUUUAAAAAAUAUAUCAUUAUA
Messenger RNA from Astyanax mexicanus (Mexican tetra), 2064 nucleotides. RefSeq names its product tripartite motif containing 35-30 (gene trim35-30). Lineage: Eukaryota; Metazoa; Chordata; Actinopteri; Characiformes; Acestrorhamphidae. The transcript is spliced from 6 exons. Gene Ontology annotation, molecular function: zinc ion binding; protein binding. The coding region runs from base 412 to 1830 and encodes 472 amino acids. The record is from RefSeq and is a predicted model, not a curated record.